UGUCAUUCGUUUGUUUUCCAAAGUGGAAACGUCAAGGAGCUGGACAUUUUGUUCUGCGAUCGAAAUCCUUGCCAGCGAAAAAUACAUUUCGUUCUAAAUUCCUAUCGAUCUUUACCGAGUGCAAAACCGCCGCACUGCUAGCAGACAGCCCGAGUAAGUGCAGGAACGGCCAUUGUAGCCCCGGGUUGCGGUCGCAAGCGCAGCCGUCUGUUUACGCCAUCUCGCGAAAAUUUACGUGAAUUAUAACGAUGCUGCGAGUGCCAGUUACGCGGGCCCUUGCCCUCGGGGCACGGUUCCCGGUGCAGACGAUAGUGCGCACGUCGGCCACGACACCGGCCAAGGUGCCGGAAAAGAUUGAGGUGUUUGUGGACGAUCAGCCCGUGAUGGUGGAUCCGGGCACCACCGUCCUGCAGGCCGCCGCACAAGUCGGUGUGGAGAUUCCGCGCUUCUGCUACCACGAGCGGCUCGCCGUGGCCGGCAACUGUCGCAUGUGCUUGGUGGAGGUGGAAAAGUCGCCGAAGCCGGUUGCCGCCUGUGCGAUGCCCGUAAUGAAGGGUUGGCGCAUCAAGACGAACUCGGAAAUGACGCGCAAGGCGCGCGAGGGCGUCAUGGAGUUUCUGCUGAUGAACCACCCGCUCGACUGUCCGAUCUGCGACCAGGGCGGCGAGUGCGAUCUGCAGGAUCAGGCGAUGGCGUUCGGUUCGGAUCGGUCGCGCUUCACCGACAUUCACCAUACCGGCAAGCGGGCGGUCGAGGACAAGGACAUCGGUCCGCUGAUCAAAACCAUCAUGACCCGGUGCAUCCACUGCACGCGCUGCAUCCGGUUCGCGUCGGAGGUGGCGGGUGUGGACGAUCUCGGCACGACGGGCCGCGGUAACGACAUGCAGAUCGGCACGUACGUGGAGAAGUUUUUCCUGUCCGAGCUGUCGGGCAACGUGAUCGACCUGUGCCCGGUCGGCGCGCUCACCAACAAGCCGUACAGCUUCGUCGCCCGGCCGUGGGAAAUUCGCAAGAUUGAGUCGAUCGACGUGCUAGACGCGCUCGGCAGCAACAUCGUGGUGAGCACGCGUACCGGCGAGGUGCUGCGCAUUUUGCCGCGCGAAAACGACGAAAUUAACGAGGAGUGGCUGUCGGACAAGUCGCGCUUCGCGUGCGACGGGUUGAAGCGCCAGCGGCUGAUCGCCCCGAUGCUGCGCAAUCCGAGCGGCGAGCUGGAGGCGGUCGAGUGGGAAUCGGCCCUGAUCACGAUCGCUCAAGCGCUGCGGGGUGCACCGAAGGGCAAGGUGGCCGCCGUGGCCGGUGGACUCGUGGAUGCGGAGUCUCUCGUUGCGCUGAAGGAUCUGCUGAACCGGUUGGGCUCGGAGACGCUCUGCACGGAGCAAAAGUUCCCGACGGACGGAUCGGGCACGGAUUUGCGCUCAAGCUAUCUGCUGAACUCAUCGAUCGCUGCUUGCGAGGAGGCAGAUCUCGUGCUGCUCGUCGGCACGAAUCCGCGCUAUGAGGCGCCGCUGCUGAACACCCGCCUCAGGAAGGGAUACAUCCAUAACGAUCAAAACAUUGCUCUGAUUGGGCCGAAAGUUAACCUUUCGUACGACUAUGAGCAUCUUGGUAGCGAUACCUCGCUGAUCCGCGAUAUCGCAAAUGGACACCAUCCGUUCGCGAAGAAGCUGAAGGAGGCGAAAAAGCCACUCAUCAUCGUCGGCGCAAAUCAGCUCGCCCGUAAGGACGGCACCUCGUUCCUCACGGCGCUGCACGUGUUCGCCAACUCGCUGUCGCCCGCUGACAAGAACUGGAAGGUCUGGAACGUGCUGCAGACGAAUGCGGCCCAAACGGCGGCCCUGGACGUGGGCUACACGCCGGGCGUUGAGGCCGCACUAGAGGCACAGCCCAAGGUGCUCUUCCUGCUCGGUGCCGAUGCGGGCGUCGUUGACAAGGAGAAGCUGCCGAAGGAUUGUUUCAUCGUGUACCAGGGACACCACGGAGACGCCGGUGCGCAGAUGGCGCACGCCAUCCUGCCCGGUGCCGCCUACACCGAGAAGCAGGGCACGUACGUCAACACGGAGGGCCGCGCCCAGCAGACGCUGGUGGCCGUUACGCCGCCCGGCCUUGCGCGAGAGGAUUGGAAGAUUUUGCGCGCUCUGUCGGAGGUGGCUGGCGCGCCGCUACCGUACGACACGCUGGACGAUCUGCGCACCCGCAUGGAGGACAUUGCGCCGCACCUUGUGCGCUACGGGCGGCUGGAAGCGUCCAACUUUUUCGCCAUCGCGGACGCACUGCUGAAGAACUCGUCGGUGCAGUUCGACGGUGGCAAGGUGGAUGUGGUGCAGAAAAAGUUGGCCGACUUCUUUAUGACCGAUCCGAUUACGCGCGCUUCGCCGACGAUGGCCAAAUGUGUGACGGCAGCGAAGAAGCAAUUGCAAGCUAAUUAAAGUUUACCAUAUUGCAAGCUUAAGACCGAAAGUGAAUACAGUGUGCGUUUCCUUUGUGGCCGGGACGUUUCGAGGAGGGAGGUGUUUGCGAAACGAGCGAACCAUCUUCGUGAUCUUUUUCGAUGGUAAACCAUGGUGAAGUGGCUUGAAGCAGCGUUGAGUGAGUUCCUUUUUGAGCAAGUGACGAUUGGCGUUGUUUGUGCAACGGGCAGGUUGGUUUGCGGUGUAACGGGUGAUGAUGCUGUUUGACUUGUCCUCUUUGUAUAAAAAAGAAAAACUCGGAAAGGAACAAUAGAAGGGAACGAAAAUGACGAACACAUAGUAAGUUUAGCUGUUUUUUGAAUCCCAGUUUCAAUUUAUUUUGCAGGAGGAAAAAUAGAGAAUGUAUUAUCUCAUGUGCGAUGCUAUUCCGCGAGAAAAGAGCUACUUCAAAUUGUCCUCCACACUAGUUUACUACAGAAAAUUGUUCAAAAAUCAUCCGAUACUGGAGCAAUGUUAAAACAAAACUAUUCAAAACCAACGCGGUUGAGAGCUGAAGAAGUAUAAACGAGCGUUGUACCGAGUACAGAACAGCGAAUAAAUAUCAAAACAGAUUCUUAUACUUCAAAUGCA
Messenger RNA from Anopheles arabiensis, 3041 nucleotides. RefSeq names its product NADH-ubiquinone oxidoreductase 75 kDa subunit, mitochondrial (gene ND-75). The transcript is spliced from 5 exons. Lineage: Eukaryota; Metazoa; Arthropoda; Insecta; Diptera; Culicidae. Gene Ontology annotation, biological process: ATP synthesis coupled electron transport. Gene Ontology annotation, molecular function: iron-sulfur cluster binding; NADH dehydrogenase (ubiquinone) activity. Gene Ontology annotation, cellular component: membrane. The coding region runs from base 249 to 2429 and encodes 726 amino acids. The record is from RefSeq and is a predicted model, not a curated record.